Astrephomene gubernaculifera is the source of this 1736-nucleotide messenger RNA. The record is from the annotation of a GenBank genome assembly. NCBI's taxonomy places the organism in Eukaryota, Viridiplantae, Chlorophyta, Chlorophyceae, Chlamydomonadales, Astrephomenaceae.
CGCGGGCGACGGCGGUGACAAUGGCGGCGGCGGCGGUCGCAAGCGCGGCGGCAUGGGCUUCGGCAGCGGUCGUUCACGUCGCAUGGGCGGCGGCGGCGGCGGGUUGCUGGUGCGUUCGGACUCCAAGAGCGAUCUGACAGAGGCGCUGAAGAUCGGGUCUCCGGCGGCCUUGCAGGUGGCGCUAUGGGUGCGGCUGCGUGUGCUCAUGCCGCUGCUGCCGCUCAUCUACAAGGACCGAGAGCCCGACCCGCGCCGCAACCUGCGAUGCCAGCUGGUGCCCGCGCUGCUCCAGCUACUCGCCUCGCAUCUGCUGUGGAGCCAGCCGCAGUCGCAGCCCAGCGCUGCAGCUGCCGCUGCCGGCCCUGCAGGAACCGGCGGCGGGGGCGGUGUCGGAGUAGCCGCAGCUGCUGACGUGGCGUCGGCGGAGGGAGGUGAGGCGGCGCUCGCGGCUGCUGCCGGUGCCGCUGCGGCGCUGGCUGGGGAGGCGCUUCAUGAGCGGUUGCUGCACGUGCUGAGUGCGCUGGUGUGUGACCAAUGGGCCUCAUGGCUCAAACCGCCGGGGCUGAAGAAGCUCAAGGACGUCCCGCCGUACGACAAUGUACCGCAGCUGCUAGCGGAUCUAGAUCUGGCACUGUCAGCAUCGGCAGCCGCCAUCUGCGCCUCCGCCACCGCUGGGAGCAGCACCAUCAGCAGCAGCAGCGCCAGCGCCGGCAAUCCUCCUCCCGCGGUGUCAAUGUCAAGCGGCACUGUUGCGGCCCUCAUGGGCGGCAUGCGUGAGCGAAUCACCGCUGCGCUCCCGCUGCAGGGCGUUAUGUCACGGCAGCUGCUGCCGCUGCAGCCACCGCCCGCGCAACCCUCCACGACGACGACAGCAGCCGCGACGGGGACAGCGGCUGAGGGUACGACAGCUACCGGAGGCUCCGAAGCCGCUUUUCUUGCAACCGCCAACACCUCCGUAUCUUCAGCAGGAUUUCCUGGCCAGUACGUCGAAGUGGAUCCGGCUGCGCUGUUGCCGCUUGAGUCGUUGACACAAGUGGGUGACGUGUCUGCUCAGCCGUACAGUGGUCGUGCCGUACAGCAUGUGUCGUACACAGGAGGCCCUGUGUACGGAAGUACGGGAGGGGAGGCAGGCGGGAUGGGAAGUGGAGCGCUGCUGGCGGGGGCGGUGCGGAUGAAGAGGAGCUGUUUGUCGCAAUGGCUUGCGGCUGCUGAGGGUUAAGAGUGGAUAGUGAGCGACGAGAAGUGGGAGUUAGGACAGAGGCGUGGACGUUUCGCUGAGCAAGCUCGAGUGGGAAUAUGGAACUAGCGGUGCUUUUGUCCAAGUCAGUGCUUCUAUCUUCCCUCGAGGGUGACCGAGAAACCCUGCGACCCGAGGCGUUUUAGGCCCUUCACAUUUUUGCACGUUAAGGAUCCAAGGACCCACGUUUUCACCUGUUACGAAAAGGGGCUACUGGUUUUGCGUGCCUUGACCAGUGGCACUAAGCACAUCGAGCUCUCCAUACGUGGCAAUACAUUGAAGCCCUCGAAAGACCCCCCAUGGAUGCGCCCCCCAUGGCGUUAUGUUCCCAUGGCAGCCGUUUCACCCUGUCUAACCCAACACCUGGAUGUACACGUUUACCAUUUACCUGGCGAUGUUGAGUACAUUCUUUCUGGAUACGUUCGGAAUGAGACGAGCUUGUGCCAUUCCCUGCGGCUGCGCCCUGAUGGAAGGGGCCCAUGCACGGCGUGCCGGCACC